UGUGUGCGAUGUCCCGGAUGGGGCUCGCACCGGAAGAGAAGGGGCAGCUCUCCCAGCCAUCUUGUGGCAGCAUCCAGCGAUUUGUUCGCAUUCAAGCCUCGUAGAAUCGGAGGUGAAUCCCGCUGAAGGGGCGCCAUCAUGCCCGGACACCUGCAGGAAGGCUUCGGCUGCGUCGUGACCAACCGGUUCGACCAGUUAUUGGACGACGAGUCCGACCCGUUCGAGAUCCUGAAGGCGGCCGAGAACAAGAAGAAGGAGGCGGCCGCCGCCGGGUCCACCAAGAGCGCGGCGCAAGCCGCCAAGCAGCCGAAGAAGGAGUCGCAGAAGGACCGAAAGAACCCGCUGCUGGACAAGAAGGAGGAGUCCCAGGCUGCGGUCCCACUGAAGAAAGAGGGUAUCAGGCGAGUGGGCCGAAGACCGGACCAGCAGGGCCAGCCCGGUUCCCAGGCUCAGGGCGGGCAGGGUGAAGGGCGGCCCGGAGACAAGAGGCCGGACCGGAGACCUCCUCGCGAGCGACGUUUCGAGAAGCCGGCAGAGGACAAGCCCGAGGGAGGAGGAGAGUUCUCCGCGGACAAGCCUCCUGGAGACCGGCCCCCGAGAGGGCGUGGUGGCGGACGCGGCGGGCGUGGUGGAAGAGGGCGGGGCAUGGGCCGAGGCGACGGCUUUGACUCCCGUGGGAAACGAGACUUUGACAGACACAGCGGCAACGACAAACCCAGUCAGAAAAGUGAGGAAAAGCGCGGCGGCGGCGGCUCACACAACUGGGCUAACGUGAAGGAGGAAGUGAGUGAGGCGGAGCAGCCGGCUGCUCCCGAAGCGACCCCAGAGGGAGAGGAAAGUGCACCCGCCGGCUCUGAGAACAAGGAGAACGAGGUGGAAGAGGUUAAAAACGAAGGCCCCAAAGAGAUGACCCUGGACGAGUGGAAGGCCAUGCAGGACAAGGAGCGCACCAAGGUGGAGUUCAACAUCCGUAAGCCCAACGAGGGAGCCGACAGCCAGUGGAAGAAAGGAUACGUGCUGCACAAGUCCAAGAGUGAAGAUAGCAAGAAGAGGAAAUAUAGAUUUAGCAAACACAGGAAUCUUAACCAGCGAUCAAAGAGGCCUGUCGGCGCUUUGAUCGACGCCGUGGAGACGGAAGCAGAGCCAACCCCGACCCCCGUGUACAACAAGCAGCUGGGCCCCACUGACGAGUCCGCCGAGCACCACUUCCGCAAGCCAGCCAAUGACAUCACGUCCCAGCUGGAGAUCAACUUCGGAGACCUGGGCCGCCCCGGGCGCGGGCGCGGGGGAGCCCGCGGCGGCAGGGGGGGCCGUGGCGGAGGUGGUGGCGGGGGCGGCAGCAGGACAGCACGCGGAGGGGCGCGGCCCGAAAAGGCCAGUGGAGUGUCGGUCCCCAACGUGGAUGAUCCCGAGGCCUUUCCGGCUCUGGCCUAAAGGCUCCUUUUCCACCACCAGCCCACCGAUCAGCCCUUCCGGGCCCCUCCUCUACGAGGCUUGCAUGCUUACAUCAUUCAAGUAUAUUAGAAAAGAGAAGAAGAAAAAAAGAUUUUAAAUGACAAAAAAAAGAGACUCAUUCCAUACCACUCGCACCACCAGAGGACUUAAAAUUGUACCCGUUUUAAAAAGGAGAACAAAAGACAAAAAAAAGGCGAGAAAAGGACCUCUUGUUACACUGAAGUUUUGUAUUUAGAAACAUGAAAGCAGGGAUGUUUUCAUACCUUUUUUUUCCAGAGAUUAUGCAUAAUUCAUUGAUAUUUUUUUGUGCAACUUAAAUUAAUGCGUUUAUGCGAUAAGGUUGAAGUGUGUGUAUCUCUUGAAGCUUUUUUUCCUCAUGACUUCAGCUCAGUAUUAUAUGGUCAUCUUAGACAAUACUUUUUACUGGAGUUUUUCCCUUCCAGUGAUACACACUGAUGUGGUAGCACUACACUACAUAGCAUAGGUGUACUAGAUAUCUGAAGCAUGGCUAAACAUGCAUUUCAAGUGUAAUUACUCUGAUCCUGACUACCCAUCCCAUGGCGAGGCACAAAUUCCAGAUGGGUAACCAGGCAAAGUGACUUCCUACUAAAGCUAGGUAUUUUUCUGCUUGUUGUGCAGUGAGAGUAACUGCCUCUUUUCCAAUUUAUUUUGAUAGCUUGCUUUUUAUUUGGUGGACCAGUGGUUAGUGAUGCUUUGUAUCCCCUGAUCCAGAUGUGCUACCUGUGUUUUCAGGGUGUCCCGAGGCCCAAUGUGUAUAUCGUUAGGCUGGUCCUGGUAGGGCAUACAGACUAUGCUACUUUUACUUCAGGACCACUAAGCAAAUAUUGUAUUUUUUUGUUAAGUGUGUGUGUGUGUGUGUGCGUGUGUGUGUGAGACAGACUGUGAAUUUGAUAGCUAGUUACUUAGAAUUUAAGUAUUCCUCUGCUCUGAACUUGCCACUGUCAAAAUAGAAGACAAGUUAUCACCUGAAGUAGUUUAUACUGUCUAUUUGGACAUGGUUGUUGAAAUAUAAGUGAGUGAUACACAAGACUGGACAUAUCUUGCGGUAUCUCUAAUGUCUUUCGGAGCACUUUGUUUUAUCGGCACUGGUACUCUAAAGAUUGUUUCUAAACCCCUGCCCCUGUCCUCCGUGAACCAUAUUUGCUGUUUUUUUAUUUUAUCAGAGCUGCAGCACCAGUUCAUAAAUGAUCUGAAAUAAAUGUUGGCUGUCAUAGUCAACGAUCUCAAGCUACAGAAUGUAAUGUAAGGUUACGGUGCUUUUAGCCACCUGUGUCAGCAUUUCCAGUGAGCAUUUUCUUUUAAUGAAGUGGGUAUAUUUUACUUUGGGUUUGAGGCGUGGGGGUGUUACGAACAUGCUUAAAGCUGUACAAGCUGUUCUGCAAAUACUUGCUGGAGAUGCACUGAUACAGACGGCUGGAGAAGUUUUCUUGUUGGACCGUUUGCGCCACAUAACAGUGACACGUUCUCUGCAAACAUCGCUGUUCUAAUAAAUUGCUUUAGAGGUGUUACAUGUAUUCCGCCAAUUGCUGUUGGGUUGUUUAAAAUCAUUACUGUGGUUUUAAAAAGGUGUUAACAAAAUGUGCUGUGGAUUCUUCGUUGUUAAAAGCAUAAGGAAGCUC
Molecule: messenger RNA, 3095 nt
Organism: Pungitius pungitius (ninespine stickleback)
Lineage: Eukaryota; Metazoa; Chordata; Actinopteri; Perciformes; Gasterosteidae
Gene: serbp1b
Product: SERPINE1 mRNA binding protein 1b
Exons: 10
Coding region: 139-1434 (431 amino acids)
Cellular component (GO): cytoplasm; nucleus
Molecular function (GO): mRNA 3'-UTR binding
Source: RefSeq, a predicted model, not a curated record